ACUGAAACUAUACACGCACUAAAUGACGAUUGUUUGUCAACUUGGACCUAAAGACAGUGGUUCAUGAUGGAUAAUAUUAAUGAUAAUUUCACACUAAGUGAUGUCAUCAAUGGCCCACUGCUAGCUGCUGCGUUUGCUACAGAGAUGAUUGGAGGACUCAUAACUAACUCAUUAGUACUGAUACUCACUGCAUCUCAUCUAAAGACUUGGAAGCAACCAACAACCAUCUUUCUCUCUAACAUGCUCCUCAAUAACCUGGUCAUUGGGAUCUGUAUCAUUCCUUUUGCUAUCAUAACAGCUGCUGUGGGUGAGUGGAUAUUUGGAAGGACAGAGAAGGAGAAAGAAACCGUCUGUCAAGUCGUUGGGUGCAUAUUCACAUUCACUAUCCUUACAGCAACAGAGAGCCUAGUACUACUCUCCUUUGAUAGAUUCUUUUUCAUCACAAAAUCAUUUCAAUACAAUAAGUACAUGACUGUCAAUAAAGCACUAGUAAUAGUGUCUCUCUCAUGGGCACUGGCUGUCUUUUUAAGCAUAUUACCAUUUCUUGGAUUUGGAGUCCAUGAGUUUUUGUCCGGUGUUGGCCUGUGUGUCGCUGGAUGGAAUGGUCAAACUGCAUAUGCCAUAGUCUCUUUCUUAGUCCUCUGUAUAUUCAUUGGUAGCAUCAUAGUCACAUCAAUAUGGACUCUGUGCUUUACAAGGAAGCAUAUCAAAAAAACUGCAAUACGAACGUCAAUUGGUGCAGAAAGAAGCAAUCAUACACAAGAGAGAAAAGUGAUUGGUGUAUUUGGAAUGUUAAUAAUAGUACAUUUACUGUGCUAUGCUCCUAUUAUCUCUUUUGGAUUGGUUGAAUCAUUUAUUAAUGUUUUGACACCAACAGCUUAUGCAGUGGCUGUCUUUAUUCUCUUUUUGUUGAUCACUCUCAUUCCACUGGUCCAGUCAUUCUUUAGGAGUGACAUAAGGACUGCUAUUGUUAAAGGGUCUAUGACUGUUAUUGCUUUUACUAAGAGGUGCAGGACGACUCCUCAUCAAAUUUCGACUGUUGAAAUGAUAAGACCUUCAACUCCAAUAACAUCAUCUUCCUCAAUUUGAAUUCUCAUCAUGCACACAAAACUGCUAAUAGUAAUAGUAAUUUAAACUUGUGUUUGUAGAAUUUACCAUUUUAAUAAUUUUUCCUAAUGCAUAA
This is a messenger RNA of Amphimedon queenslandica, 1183 nucleotides long. RefSeq names its product trace amine-associated receptor 13c-like. The record is from RefSeq and is a predicted model, not a curated record. Gene Ontology annotation, molecular function: G protein-coupled receptor activity. Gene Ontology annotation, biological process: G protein-coupled receptor signaling pathway. Gene Ontology annotation, cellular component: membrane. Lineage: Eukaryota; Metazoa; Porifera; Demospongiae; Haplosclerida; Niphatidae. Bases 64 to 1089 code for a protein of 341 amino acids. The transcript has a single exon.